Vicia villosa (hairy vetch) is the source of this 1351-nucleotide messenger RNA. RefSeq lists its product as uncharacterized. The transcript has 5 exons. Bases 91 to 963 code for a protein of 290 amino acids. Lineage: Eukaryota; Viridiplantae; Streptophyta; Magnoliopsida; Fabales; Fabaceae. The record is from RefSeq and is a predicted model, not a curated record.
AUUCGCAUUCAUUUUCCACAAAAUUAAGAGUGAGGUUUAGAUACAAAAUCAAAGGGUUUUAGGUUGAAGAAGGUUUCGGUUGCAGCAAGAAUGGGGAAAGGAGAUCUAUGGGACGAUUCAGCUCUCAUCAACGCUUUUGAUAACGCUAUCUCUUCUUACAAGAAAAUGCACAUCAGCUCCAAAAACAAAGACAUCUCUAUUGAAGAAGCGGAGGGAAUCAUCCAAGAAAACGUUGAAAUUUCAACUACUACAAGGGAUACUGAAGCGAAAAUUGAUAUUGCCACUACUGAUUCAAGUGAAAUUAGUAAAGUUUCAAACUUGGAAGAAAAUCACCAACCUUGUUUAGAUUCAACAAAUGCUCAAGACAUUCAAAUUGGACAUAAUGGGUAUUCAUAUGGGCAAGAUUUUGAUGAUUAUAAUCAGUUAGUUGCUCAGUACUAUGAACUUGAGGAGAAAAGAUUGAAGAUUUGGGACCAGAUUAAUCAAUAUGGUAGUUUGAAUUACCAAUAUGCACCCACUGUGUAUGACUCUGGUGUACCGUUUUCUAAUGCUCAAGAUUAUUGGAUGCCUGCCCACCAAGUUUCCGAUCCGAAUGUUGUCUGUUCGUGUUGUCCGGAUUAUAGUCAGUGUGCUUUGGCUUCGAGCAGGUUGGUUCCUGGCGGUUCUGUUGGUGGAACGUGUGCUGGUAAACCUUGUAACGAUUAUGCUGCAGAAAAGGAUCCUAAAACGUUGAGUUCUGGAGAUGGUAAAGUUCGGGAAAUGGCAUUGGGGGCAGCAGAGAGGGCACUUUCUACUAUUAGAACAGCUAUUUCUGGAGAGAAAGAGAGAGAUAAUUCUGAACCUGAACAAAUUGGUGACUCAGAAACGGAUCUUACUAUUCUUAUGAAUGCUUGGUAUUCUGCUGGCUUCUAUACUGGGAAGUAUCUUGCUGAAAAAUCUAGUGGAAAUAGAAGACAAAUAUAAAUUCCUAGAUGCUAGAUCUUCAAUGGAGUCGGAAGGGUUCUCAUCCAUGUUCUAAAGGGUUAGGUAACUGAUCUGCAUUUUUACAUCUUCGCAAGAAAGUGAUGUAAUCUGAUCUAACUGGAGUCACAUGGCCCAUGGAACAACUGAAGAGGAUGAAAUCAAUCUCAACUAUUGCCAGUUAACAUAGUUGAAGACGAUUCUUUGACGGCAGUAACUUCAUGCUUUUCUUUCUUUUGCUGAAGAGUGACUUUAUGCUUUUGUAGAUGGUGGAAUCCAUGUAAAAAUCUAUUAUAGCUUAGCGCAUUCAUGUCGACAGUUUAUUUUUGAUGCAGAUGGUGGUUUGUUUUAACUUGCUUUCAUGUUGCCAAUCAAAUGUGCAUUUCUUUUA